Molecule: messenger RNA, 1275 nt
Organism: Caenorhabditis briggsae
Lineage: Eukaryota; Metazoa; Nematoda; Chromadorea; Rhabditida; Rhabditidae
Gene: Cbr-tub-1
Product: Protein CBR-TUB-1
Exons: 6
Coding region: 1-1275 (424 amino acids)
Biological process (GO): protein localization to cilium
Cellular component (GO): cilium
Source: RefSeq, a predicted model, not a curated record
AUGUCUGAUACAAACUCUGCUUGGAUUGAGCAGAAUCUUCAGCGACAGCGGAAGAUGUUAGAGGAUAAACAGAAACAAAAACGACAUCAGAGUGCUGGAAGUGUUCGAACUACCACGACGACGUCUUCGAUGAGCAUGAAUAACAUGAAAGACUACCCAGCGUUCGAAACGUCUCUUCCAUUUAGCAUGUCUGAUCACACCUCGAACAUGAACACUCCGUUGAUCCCAACACCACAGGCCCCGCCCAGAAAUCAUACGCUGACUACUCGUCAGAGUUCAAUGCCAGCAACGGAUACACUUAUCCAAAUCAACGACUACCCAGAGAACGACAUUUCGGCAAAACUCUCAAAAGUCAAUCUGACUCCAUGCGUCGUGUCUGAUGACGAGGAUAGUGAUCGAAGAAGCUAUCGAGAGAGUCCGUGGCAUAAUGAUAUUGUCGCGGAUAAGAUCAAAACUGAUAUUCUUCCAGAUUACAAUUAUAUCAAGAACAAUUUGCAAAAAUUCGUCGACGAGCCAGCUCAAGAGCACUGUCUCUACCGAUGCUCAAUCACUCGUCACAAAAGUGGUGUCGACAAGACCAUGUAUCCAACCUACUAUCUUCAUUUGGAAGAGAUGGAUACUGACAAAAAAGCCAAAAUCUUCUUGCUCGCUGCUCGAAAGAGAAAGAAAAGUACGACGGCGAACUAUUUGUUGAGCACGGACCCAACGAAUUUGUCGAGAGAAGGAGAUGGAUAUUGUGCAAAGGUUCGAUCGAAUGCGCUGGGUACUCAUUUCACAAUUUAUGAUAAUGGACACAACCCUAAAAAGACUGAUAAUCAAUUCUCGAUUCGUCAGGAGCUCGCUGCGGUUAUCUAUGAAACCAACGUUCUCGGCUUCAAAGGACCACGUAAAAUGACAGUAAUCAUGCCGGGAAUCGAACCUGGAAACGAUUCGAAGCCAGCGGUUCGGUGCAUUCAUCGGCCGGUUCUUGAGAAGCAUACACUACUGGAGAAAAAUCGAAGCGGUGAUACCAACUCGUUGAAAGUCCUGACUAAUAAGAGUCCACAGUGGAAUGAUGAAACCCAAUCCUACGUGCUCAACUUCCACGGACGAGUCACCCAGGCAUCGGUGAAGAACUUCCAAAUCAUCCAUCCAAAUUCUCCAGAAUACAUCGUCAUGCAAUUUGGAAGAGUCUCUGAAGACGAGUUCACCAUGGAUUUCAGAUAUCCAUUGUCUGCGGUUCAAGCAUUCGGAAUCGCCAUGACCAGUUUCCAUGGAAAACUGGCUUGUGAAUGA